ACGCCCCGUCUUUCAGGCGCCUAAUUCAGGCUGGGUGGGCGGCUCCGGCGGAGCGGGAGGCUCGAGCGUUGCGUCAUCAGGAGGCGCGGUCAGGAGGCAGUGUGGCGCGUGUGACGUCACAGCCAGGCGCUGUUGACUGGCGGAGUCGCAGGCGUGGCGUCAUCGCGCGGCGCCGGCGCGACCGCAGGGGGACCAGAAGCUCUCGGCGUGGGUCGCUAGGGGGGGAGGCGGGAUGCAGCGGUUCUUCCGCGCCGCGGCGCGCUCCUGGCUUCGACCCACGGGCUGCCGGGGUCUGAACGCGGCGGCGGAACAGCCCGAGGCACCGGCGAGCCCGGGGGCCCUGACGCCCGUGCUCCGCAAGGUGGAGCUGCCGGUCCCCGCGCACCGGCGCCCGGUGCAGGCCUGGAUCGAGUCCCUGCGGGGCUUCGAGCAGGAGCGCGUGGGUCUGGCCGAGCUGCACCCCGAUGUCUUCUCGGUGGCGCCUCGGCUAGAUCUCCUGCACCAGGUCGCCAUCUGGCAGAAGAACUUCAAGAGGAUUAGCUACGCCAAGACCAAGACCCGAGCUGAGGUGCGGGGCGGUGGCCGCAAGCCCUGGAAACAAAAAGGCAGCGGGCGGGCCCGGCAUGGCAGCAUCCGCUCCCCACUGUGGCGAGGAGGCGGUGUAGCUCAUGGCCCCCGGGGCCCCACCAGUUACUACUACAUGCUGCCCAUGAAGGUUCGAGUUCAGGGCCUGCAGGUGGCGCUCACCGUCAAGCUGGCCCAGGAUGACCUGCACGUGGUGGACUCCCUGGAGCUGCCCACGUCCGACCCCCAGUUCCUGACAGAGCUCGCCCGCUACCGCGGCUGGGGACACUCGGUACUCUUCGUGGACCUGGAGCAUGAGGACAUGCCCCCCAGCAUGGUGGAGGCCACCUCCUCACUCAAGACCUUCACCCUCAUCCCGGCUGUUGGCCUGAAUGUGCACAGCCUGCUGAAGUACCAAACGCUCGUCCUGACACUACGCACGGUGGGCUUCCUGGAGGAGAAGCUUCUUUGGCACAGCGGACGUUACACGGCCCUCUAUCCCUUCCGCCUGCCCUACCGCGACUUCCCCUGAGUACCUAGGACCCCCCCCCCCCCCAGGAAUGGGGGCGUGAGCAGCGGCCAGGAAACACCCCCCCACACACACUUCUCUGUUUUCCAGUCUGGGAAAACAGCUCAGUGAGCACCAUCUUCGGAGUUUCUUCACCGGCACUCUGGAUCCGGUUCCCACAGGUGCCAACUGGCAGUUUUUCCAGAAGCUUCUCCCAAGACUCAGUGAGGGUUCAGGGGCCUUUUCCAUCCCAAGAAGCCUUGUUCCCACCAGGGGGCGCCCCCAGACUGAGGCCAGCGAGCCCCCAGGAAUCAAUAAAUACAUUUAAUUUUAAAAAA
Molecule: messenger RNA, 1410 nt
Organism: Erinaceus europaeus (western European hedgehog)
Lineage: Eukaryota; Metazoa; Chordata; Mammalia; Eulipotyphla; Erinaceidae
Gene: MRPL4
Product: mitochondrial ribosomal protein L4
Exons: 9
Coding region: 233-1096 (287 amino acids)
Biological process (GO): translation
Cellular component (GO): ribosome
Molecular function (GO): structural constituent of ribosome
Source: RefSeq, a predicted model, not a curated record